Molecule: messenger RNA, 803 nt
Organism: Uloborus diversus
Lineage: Eukaryota; Metazoa; Arthropoda; Arachnida; Araneae; Uloboridae
Product: peptidoglycan-recognition protein 1-like
Exons: 5
Coding region: 76-687 (203 amino acids)
Biological process (GO): innate immune response; peptidoglycan catabolic process
Molecular function (GO): zinc ion binding; N-acetylmuramoyl-L-alanine amidase activity; peptidoglycan binding
Source: RefSeq, a predicted model, not a curated record
UCUGAAGUUAAUGCAAUAGUUGUCGUAAAAUCAUUUCUUAUUUUUACUAAAGGAACAAAGUAUUUGCUAUAAAAAAUGAUCAGAAACACUAAAAAAUACUUUUUGACUCUUGGAUUACUACUUACUGGAAUUUUGAUCUUUGUUUGUUCUGUGGAAGCUUGCAAUGAUUUCACCCUGGUUUCUCGCAAAGAAUGGAAAGCAAGGCCAGCGAAGAAAACAUUACGGCUGACUACUCCAGUGAAACACGAGUUCGUCGCUCAUACAGUGACUCCUGAAUGUCAAAGCUUACAAAGCUGUUCCUCCAUGAUGCGAAGUAUGCAGACAUUUCACAUGGACAAACAAGGAUUUAUGGAUAUUGGAUAUAAUUUUGUUGUCGGAGGGGAUGGCAGGAUUUAUGAAGGCACUGGUUGGACGAACCAAGGAAUUCAUAUUCCUGGAUGGAAUUCCAAGUCGCAUGGAAUUGCAUUCAUCGGAAAUUACAUGAGUAAAAAACCAAACGAAAAAAUGCUGCUAGCUGUUCGAAAAUUAAUGAUUUGCGGCAUUACUAAGGGUUACAUUGCAAUGGACCGUAAGCUACAUGGUGCGCGUGAUGCCACCUGCACGAAAUCUCCUGGGGAUGUUUUGUAUGGCAUCAUUCAGCAAUGGCCCAUGUUUGAAAAGGGACCCUUAAAUCCUUAUAAUUGUUAACAAUUAGCGAAAUGAUGAAUGAACAUAAAACUAAAACGAAUAGCUGGAGCACGGAUUAUAUGAACAAGAAAAUUAUCAAAAUAUGCACUAAAAAAUUUUUAUUCAUGCAAAUAAAA